Amphimedon queenslandica is the source of this 3248-nucleotide messenger RNA. RefSeq names its product transport and Golgi organization protein 6 homolog. Bases 30 to 3173 code for a protein of 1047 amino acids. The record is from RefSeq and is a predicted model, not a curated record. The transcript has 9 exons. NCBI's taxonomy places the organism in Eukaryota, Metazoa, Porifera, Demospongiae, Haplosclerida, Niphatidae. Gene Ontology annotation, biological process: protein secretion.
UGGCGACAAUAAAGAGCAUCAUAUCUGCAAUGAAAGAACUGAUAUCUUCUGAUCCUGACCCGCUGGCACCCUCUGGUUGGAUGGAGAGGAUACAAUACAAUUUAAAGAAGUCCAGGAGCAAUCCUAUUCUUACCUCAAGUGCCAUUAAAGACGUAAAAUUGAAAUACAAACUGGAAUUACCAUUAGACCAGAGGGAUGAAGAUUAUCAGUGGGGAUUUGUGCUUGAGAGUUUGGCAUUAUUACUACUCCUCCGUAACACAAUAAAUAACAGCCCAUCUUUAGAAGGAGACCCUGCAGCAAUGCUUAGUUUAUCAGAUAAUAAAACUACUAAAGGAAUUUGCCAGUUUGUACUAUCACUUGGUCUCCAUUUAUAUCUUGAUGCUAAAAGACCCAUCAGUCCUUCUGCUACUGGGAUUAACACAAGUACUAAGUUGAUUCCUGAAUCAGUAAAGAGUGAACGCAUUUGUAUUAUCAUCCACUCUCUUUGUGAUUGCUUGGAUUCAGAAGAGCUUUCCUCCAUAAUACUCCAGACACUACUAACAGGUCUUCUUGCUGGACUGUUCCAAAUUAUCUACAAGCCACUCCUUGAGUCUGCCUCUCCAUCUCCGUCCACUCCUCGUGUUGUAUCCAAGUCUUUCUCAGAUCCAGAAGUAUUUGAGAGUCAUUUAAAGAACCUACUAAAGGCUCUACCUCGUCCUCUCUUAGUCAGGGAGUUACUCUCACUGCAAGUGAUGGGAAGGACUCGGAGGUCUGGGUUGUUGUGGUUGCGUAAAGCAUGUGGGGAGCAUCUCUCAAGAGUACUGAUGGAGUCCAAUGGUGUCCAAUCUGUUCUACGAGGAAUAUUUGAAGCCUCAACUGGCAAUGAUGGGUUAGUUAGUGAGAGCGUCACUGAAUCCUCUCAGAAUUGGCACAAGUGCCAAUCUAUAGCUCAGAUAUUAUCCAGCUGUCCAUUACAAGCUGAAUCCAUUGAGAAAUAUUACUCUCUUGUCUGCCCUCAAAUACUCUCUCUUAUCGGUCUUCCUCCUGAUGGGGUUGGUAGACAUUUUUUAAGAGUUGCUGUUUGCACUGUGACACAAAUGCUCUCCAAGCAAUAUGAUCUGUCAAUGAAGUACAUUGUGAUUCCACUACUUAGGCCACUAUAUGUAUUGACUGAAGAUGGAGAUUUUCAAGAUAUUACCCAAUUGGCAUCUUCAGUGGAAAUUUGUCUUAAGAAUUUAAAUAGAAUCUUAGAAGUUAUUGAACCAACGUCACUUGUAGUGACGUCAUUGGCAGAGUACUUACCUCUUCUCUUUGAUAUUUGGAGCUGCACACGAAAAUAUGAGGCACUAAUCACAAAAAAAUCAAAGCAAUGUCUCAUCUCCACUUUCAAAUUAUCAGACAGCCUUACUCAGUUAGAAUUUCUGAAGUUCCUCCUUCAUAUUCACGAAACAGACACACAACGCUUCAAAGCACUGAGAAGUGACAUCAAAAUUACAUUAUCCACCAAAGGAGGAGACUUGAUUAUUGCAAGAGAAGAAGAGAUGAAUGUUUCUUCUAAAACAUCCUCUGAAACAAUGUCAGAAAUUGGAACGGCCAUCACUGAUCUUGUAGAGGGAGAAUUGAAAUCAACCGGAAUAAAAUCAACACUGUUCACAUACUGCAUGGAAUAUAUUGGAAACCUAUUAGCUAGUGAAGCUGGCUUACAAAAGACAAAGAAGCAAGAGACAGCUCAGCCAAUGAAAGGAGCAUCUAGUAGGACAUUAUUGGACUGGGAGAGGUCAUCAAUGCAUAGCAGUGAAGGAGUUUCAUUCUCUAAUGCACUGGUACUGUAUCUACUAGCUUCUCUUUGUGAGGGAAUGGACAUAGAAACUAUAAAAACACUAGACCUACAAUCAACUGUACAAGCAUUGGCAUUACUUGUCAAAUCUCAUGGCAUUUACCAUCAAAAAGACAAGCCCAUUUCCACUAGACAAGAGGAAGGGAAAGAGACUGAACUGCUAACAGGAGGUGACGUGACUCUAAGUAUUGCAUUUGGAUUACUGUCAGCCAUACUGGCCAGUGAAAAGAAGCUUAAUCCUAGACUUCAAUCAGUUCUUACAAGCCUCUUACCUUAUUUGGAAUCUUUAGCGUGUCACUGUCCUAAUGAGGAGCUCUCUGGGCUUGCUGAAGACUUGAGGAUAUGUAUUGCCACACUGGGAUCAGUUUGGUCCGAAAAAAUGACGGAAGGAGUGACUGAAAUGACAAAAAAGAAGACAAGGGAAGAGACUCUAGACAAAGAGAAGGUUGAUUCUCUUCAUUCUUCAAAUGCAAGAGCUUCAAGGCCAUUGAUUGAAGUGAUUGGAUCAACUGACAACAAUGAGACACUGUAUGCAAGAGCUUUGAAAGACAUACAAGACUCACUCAUUCCUGUAAAGGGUCACGGCCUACAGCAACUGAGUCAACUUGUAAGAAAAAAAGACAGCGAAACUCUUGCUCACAUUGACCAUACAAUCGAGCUGUUUCUGACACACUUGGGUCACAGUGACACUUAUAUAUACCUGCCAUCAAUUCAAGGGCUGGUGGAGCUAGCCUCUCUCGUACCAGACAGAAUAAUACCACUCAUGUGCAAUGAAUAUGCACAAUUUAAUGAGGCAAGGAAAGCUAGAGCGAGUUGUGGUACUCUGGAAGGUAAGAGUAUAGACUGGCUGGUUAAGUUAGGUGAAGGAUUGGUGAGGGCAUCUCGUGAAUGUGGAGACCUUUUACCAAAGUAUUCCGAGUCUCUUCUGGCAGCUGUUCUUUCAAAUAUCAAGCACGGUGAUCCACUCGUCAGAUCAUCAGGUUUGUCAAACCUAGCUGAUAUAUGCUCCAGUCUUCACUGGUCAUUCACUCCUGUUGAAAAUGAGGUUGUUGAGUGCUUGGAGAAAGUAUUAAAGACUGAUAGCGAUCCGACUGUAAGACGUGGAGCCAUUAGUGUUACAAAGCAUCUCUUUAAAGGACUUGGUACAAAUAUUGACAAAGUUCUUCAAGGAGGUUCCCUGUUGAGUCUCUAUCGUAUGUUAAAGGUUUGCGAAUCGUCAGAUCCUGACCAACUCACAAGGACUCAUGCACAGUCUGCCCUAGCAGAACUGGGAGAUGUAAUGAAACUCAUUCUCUUUCCACCACCCAACUCUCAGAAACUAUGCAAGAAAAUAUCAGUACUAGACCACAUUAAUUGAAACAAUGACAAUAGUUACUGAACAGCACUUCCUUAAAUACACAUUACUUCUAAAGUUCAAAGUUCUCAAGCAGAA